AUGAAUCACGAACACACCUUGGUCAGCGCCGGUGAUCUGGGCCAUUCCCAGUUCGCUACGUCAUGGCCGACACAGCCGACCGACGACCCGGUUCCCACCCCCGAGCGGCCGCUUCUUAGGCCUGAGCAGAAAUUCAUGAUGCAGGCUCUGGCCGAGUACAAGUCCAACUGGGGGCUUUGUCUCGACCUCCUCGACCUGCUGCGUAUGAUUCAGAGGAACGCCAUCAUCCCCAUGGGCAGUACGGUUAGAUCGUUCGAGCAAGAUAUCCAGUCCGGCAGCAACGAGUACUCCAUCCUGCUCCAAGCCAUACCCAGUGGGCUACGCGACUCGUUGAUUCAAGGCACGCUGGCCCACGACUACGUCAAGGGCAAAGACGUGCAUGGCAAGGAACUCGAGGAGCGCGGAAAAUAUGCCGGUAUAUACGCGGUCGGCAUUGCGAUUGAGGGACGGGACGGAGCCUUCAUCAACAUCAAGGAGUGCACCAAAGUCGCCGAGAUCCUUGAGACUUACGCGAAAGCAUGCGAGCUCUUGGCUGCGGCCGAGAAUGAGAACAGUCGGGUGCCCGCCGAUGACCAGCAGGUCAUUGAUGACGCUUUGAAACUCGAUCAAGCGUGCGGGUAUACACAACAGGGCCCCAUGCUUCACUACCUGGAGGAUUCCGGACAAGUCGCCAAUAAAGAAUACCUAAAGAUGUUGGCCGAGUCAUUUCGGAAACGCGGCAGGGCUCUGGGUAGACUCGGGUGCGACGAAACGAUCAACAUGCACCAAGGACCGCUCUAUGUCGGAAGUACGACCAGGCCUAUCGCCGAAUGCCUCGCUCAACAUCAUUACGACAGCAACAUGUCCGCUAUUCCGAGCACCAACAAGUUUCUAUCUCUGACCCUGGGUGCUCUCCGGUACAUCGGCUUGCGGCCAUACACGGUGGAGGUUCCCAUCCUACCAAUUUGGGUCAUGGAACACCUUCCGAUGGGUGAGCGACUGGUGACCGUUCUUGCCAGCUCCUUCGUCACCCAGGGAGGGUUCAACAGUGUCCAAGCCAGUAGCAGGGCUGGAACGGGGAUGUCAAUGGCGCUCUGUGACGAGGCAGGUCUCUACGUCGCGGAGAAGACCAGGUACUUUGAACAGAACAUCGACAAGUCUCUGGUAGACAGCAAGGACUUUAUGCGUAGAACUGAGGGCGUCGAGCAUCUCGGGCGCUGCUUUCAACUCGUCCUUGGCGGUGAGCUGGAGGAGAAGAUCAAAAUUAUCAAGAUUCGCCAGGACCGCCUUGAGCAGGAGACAAAGCUCUUGGUUGAAAUGAAGGAGGAGAUUCAGCAGAAGCUGCGCAGGAUUAGAGAACACCAAGAAGCCGUUGCCACCAAAUAUGUCUUCAAGAACAUGUACGCAACGCUGUUGCGAAGCAUUACAACACGCUUGGGAGUCGACGAUGAUACCACCCAUGUCAGCACAGGAGGCACGCCGCCAGAGUAG
Messenger RNA from Neurospora hispaniola, 1470 nucleotides. RefSeq lists its product as uncharacterized. The record is from RefSeq and is a predicted model, not a curated record. NCBI's taxonomy places the organism in Eukaryota, Fungi, Ascomycota, Sordariomycetes, Sordariales, Sordariaceae. The coding region runs from base 1 to 1470 and encodes 489 amino acids. The transcript has a single exon.